Photinus pyralis (common eastern firefly) is the source of this 1864-nucleotide messenger RNA. RefSeq names its product UTP--glucose-1-phosphate uridylyltransferase. The coding region runs from base 151 to 1701 and encodes 516 amino acids. Gene Ontology annotation, biological process: UDP-alpha-D-glucose metabolic process; glycogen metabolic process. Gene Ontology annotation, molecular function: UTP:glucose-1-phosphate uridylyltransferase activity. The record is from RefSeq and is a predicted model, not a curated record. NCBI's taxonomy places the organism in Eukaryota, Metazoa, Arthropoda, Insecta, Coleoptera, Lampyridae. The transcript has 5 exons. Gene Ontology annotation, cellular component: cytoplasm.
UGUAAAAUGGUCAUAAAUGGGAUAAUUUGGUUUAAUAUUCGCUGUACUUAAAUCUAAAAAUAGGCCUAUUAUUCACGGUCACUUUGUAUUAAUAAAUGUAAAUUUAAUACCACUUUACUGUAAGUGCAGUUUGAAGAGUUAUUUUCAAUCAUGGUGUACACAAAACCUACCAAAACGAUGACAAACAUGGUGAGAGGACACGCAAGGUCAGCUAGUGAAAACCGCGAUUUUAGGGAAGCAACCAAACGAGAUGCCCUCAAUCAAUUAAGGCAAGAACUAGAUAACCUAAUUGAAGACGCUCCUGCCGAAAACCAACCCAAACUAAAGUCAGAACUCAGCAAUGGUUUCGCGAAACUCUUCAUGCGAUUUUUGGAAGAGGAAGGUCCCUCUGUCAAUUGGGAAAGUAUCGAGAGGCUUCCCGGCGAUGCCGUUAUUGAUUACAACACCCUUAAAACACCGACCACCGAUCUCAUACAUCAGAUGCUUUCGAAAUUGAUCGUAGUUAAGCUCAAUGGUGGUCUUGGCACGUCAAUGGGUUGCCAUGGGCCAAAAUCGAUCAUAUCAGUUAGGAAUAAUUUAACCUUUUUGGAUCUUACUGUACAGCAAAUAGAGCACCUAAAUAAAACGUACAAAACAAAUGUGCCGUUAGUCUUAAUGAACUCCUUCAAUACGGACGAGGAUACUGAGAAGGUAAUACGAAAAUAUAAGAAUUUAAAUGUAGAAAUACAUUCGUUUAAUCAAUCGUGUUACCCUCGAAUCAAUAAAGAGACGCUGUUACCUAUAGCGAAGAGUCCGAAUUUUGAAGAUGAUCUUGAAGCAUGGUACCCACCGGGGCACGGUGAUUUCUACCAGAGUUUUAAAAACUGUGGACUUUUGAGAAAGUUUCUUGACAAAGGUCGAGAGUACUGCUUUAUUUCCAAUAUAGAUAAUUUGGGCGCUACAGUUGAUUUUAAUAUUUUGGAUUUAUUGUUAAAUCCCAAUCAUAAGGAUAUAAAACACGAAUUUGUUAUGGAAAUGACUGAUAAAACUAGAGCUGACGUUAAGGGUGGUACAUUAAUUCAAUAUGAACACAAGUUACGUCUUCUUGAAAUUGCUCAGGUGCCAAAAGAGCAUGUAGAUGAUUUUAAAUCAGUAAAAACAUUUAAGUUUUUCAAUACAAAUAAUAUUUGGGCCAAACUUGACGCUAUUGACCGAGUCUUAGCUGAAAAUAAACUCAAUAUGGAAAUUAUCAUCAAUAAUAAAUCGUUGGGUAAUGGUUUGAAUGUAAUUCAAUUGGAAACGGCCGUCGGCGCAGCCAUGAAAUGCUUCGAUGGAGGUAUCGGCGUAAAUGUUCCUCGUAGUCGAUUCUUGCCAGUAAAGAAGACGUCCGAUUUGCUGCUGGUGAUGAGCAAUUUGUAUAACCUGAAGAACGGCUCACUAGUUAUGUCGCAUCAACGCAUGUUCCCUACUACACCUCUAGUUAAAUUAGGAGACACUCAUUUCGCGAAGGUUCACGAAUUUUUAGGGAGGUUCGCUACUAUUCCAGACAUUAUAGAAUUGGAUCAUUUGACAGUUUCCGGUGAUGUGACAUUUGGAGCAAAAGUAUCCCUGAAGGGCACAGUUAUUAUAAUCGCAAAUCACGGGGACAGAAUUGAUAUUCCUUCUGGUGCUAGUUUAGAGAAUAAGAUUGUUUCUGGUAAUAUGCGGAUUCUGGAUCAUUAAGUGGGAAAAUUGCCAUAUUAGUACCAUGUGAAUUAGAAAAUUAAUACAAACUGUGUGAUACUUUGACAUUAUUUUACUUUGGUAGGUACCUAUAUAGUGCAAUAUUUUGUUAUGUUUGAAUAUUCUUGUAUAAAGGUAAAAAUAUAUGUUGUAAUACUAUUAA